Messenger RNA from Fopius arisanus, 2251 nucleotides. RefSeq names its product kelch-like protein 17. The record is from RefSeq and is a predicted model, not a curated record. Lineage: Eukaryota; Metazoa; Arthropoda; Insecta; Hymenoptera; Braconidae. The transcript has 10 exons. The coding region runs from base 681 to 2174 and encodes 497 amino acids. Gene Ontology annotation, molecular function: protein binding.
AUUCCUCAGUAAUUUCUUCUCGGUCGGGAGGAAAAAAAAAAUGAUAUCAGGGGCCUAUCUUUGGAAGAAUUUUUGGAUUAUUGAGAUUUUUGGAAUCAAUAACCGUGGCAGUUCUGUUUUUAUAUGAUAUACUGCUUCUUCGGGGUCGAUAUACUCACGGUUUAGUUGUGGGACGCGUCUUUCUUACAACUCGGCGAUAUAUCUGAGCGAAAUAUAUACGUGCGGGGUGGAGAAUGUGGCAACAGUGUAUUUGUGAAACCGAUCUCUCAGGAGUUUGUGCUCCGUAGGGACGAGUCGAGAGAACGUACCUGUGUGGUAUUAUCCUAUUUCGGUUGGGGUAAAUGGGAAUUGCUGCAAUUGUGAGAUGUGAUUCUGGUGGAUAACCAGGAGUUACUUGUCGAGGUGUUGAUUUUCGAUUGAGUGCAAAAUUUAUUCAAUUGGUGAACGCAAUUUAUUGUUCUCUCACUUUUUUAUUCAUAUUUUUGAAUUCAACGCGUGCGCAUUGAGUGGGAGGUGAAGGAUUGUGUAUCGCAUAUUUUUUGGAAAUUGGAUAUUUUAUUUUGAAUUAUUUUGGGGAGGGGCGAACGAAUUUUGGUCGAACCCGUGAUAAUGAGUUGAGGCGGUCGGCCUUCACCGAGAAUCACAACAAAGUACACGUGAGGAUUCCCAGGUUGAAUAAAAUGGGGACUAGAGCGUUGGGAGUGGGGGCGAGCACGAGUUCAACGGGUGUUCUAGGAGAGGCUGGACUUGCUGGUGUUCCACGCCUCCUCGAGGACCUGGCUAGACUCUCAGAGGACAAGGACUCAGCAGACAUUGUUUUUCUCCUUGGAAGGGAUGAGACACCCGUCUAUGGCCAUCGUAUAAUCCUCCAAGCCAGAUGUAAAAAUUUUACGGCCCCGAAGCGGAUCGGAGGAUCGGGGAAUCCCACCCCCGUCCGAAUGCCACACGCACAUCCCGAAACAUUCAGGCAAUUCAUGCACUACGUCUACACUGGCAAGAUUAUGCUCCAGGACAGCGGUAUCUUCGAGAUGCUGGCACUUGCACAGGAAUUGGGUGUCGAGGAGCUUUGGCGUAGCUGCGAGGAACAUGUUUCUGCAACACUGAGUCCUGGUAAUGCAUGUGCACUUCUGACAGCCGCCCUCGAUGCCCAGGAGAGAGUCCUCGGUGGCAAGGGUGCCUGUUCCUCAUUCAUCGAGCGAUGCUACACCUUCAUCGGAGAGAAUGCUCUGGACACCGUGAAGACAACAGCCUUCUGCAAUCUUCCGAAAGAUGCACUUGUUAAAUUGAUCUCAUCGGAUUAUCUGGGGCUGGAAGAGGAAGACGUCUGGAGGGCUGUUCUGAACUGGGCUAAAUACCAGGCAGGUGUAACCCAGCCAACUCAACACUGGACUGAGGAAGAACGAGCUAGAGUCUGUCAACACCUUGCUGGAGUGAUAAAUCACGUGAGACUUCUCCUCAUCGACAGUCAUGUAUUUGCUGAAGAGGUCGAACCCACUGGAGCUGUUCCCAUUGAGCUAUCCCUCGAGAGAUACAGAUUUGCAGCAGUUCCCAAUAAAUACGCGGAGAAUUGUACAGACAAACGUCUUCAGCCUCGAGUCGGUCCCCUGAUGUUCCCAAACUCCCAAAUCCUCUCACAAGAUAAAAUGGGGUAUCAGAGACUCUUAAACCAGUGGUACGGCAUAUCGAAGCAAAAUUGGAGACUGAUUUACAGAGCAUCGAAUCACGGAUAUUCAGCUGCAGCUUUUCAUCGUCACUGCGAUGGCAUCGCCCCUACAUUCACGAUAGCUUUGGGAACACGUGGCGAAAUCUGCGGAGGGUUCAGCGAUGUCGCCUGGGACAAGACAACCACGAAGGGUCAAUACAUAUCCUCCGAGAAGGCUUUUCUCUUCACACUCACUAAUAAUCAAGACGUUCCCCCCACGAAAUACGACUUGAUCAAAAAAUCCUUCGCCAUCUGCUAUCACCCAGACAUUGGUCCCAUAUUUGGAGCGGGUGCAGACUUGAUGAUCGCGAACAACUGCAAUAACAAUCUGGAGAGCUAUAGUAAUUUGCCCCACAGUUACGACGGUGAAAACGCUUCCAACACGAUUUUAAUGGGUGAUUAUCACUUCAACGUUGUAGACUACGAAGUAUUCACACUCAAUCAUCUUCCCCCAAAAUCUGACAGGCACUGAUCCCAUUUUUUGUCCAUUUUCUGAAAUAAUACUACUCUGAAAUUUAAUGUCAAUUAAAAAAUAAUUAAAAAAUUAUA